Trachymyrmex cornetzi is the source of this 1222-nucleotide messenger RNA. It is a transcript of the gene SCCRO4, whose product is annotated as DCN1-like protein SCCRO4. The record is from RefSeq and is a predicted model, not a curated record. The transcript has 5 exons. Gene Ontology annotation, cellular component: ubiquitin ligase complex. Gene Ontology annotation, molecular function: cullin family protein binding; ubiquitin conjugating enzyme binding; ubiquitin-like protein binding. NCBI's taxonomy places the organism in Eukaryota, Metazoa, Arthropoda, Insecta, Hymenoptera, Formicidae. Gene Ontology annotation, biological process: protein neddylation. Bases 322 to 1113 code for a protein of 263 amino acids.
AGGCAUGCCGUCUAUGAAGUAUGAAAACGGUAUUGAAACGAAAUAAAACCGACUGUGUGUUCAAGAAGAUUUCACAUCGUGUGAUAUUUGAAGUAUAAUAUCGAGACUUGAUUCAAAUCAGUCGAUGAAUCGAGCGUAUAUACUGUCAAUGGCACUAUGAUCGAUACCGUUCGAACACCCCACGAUAGUCCGGACGUGAAAUUUCGAUGAUCUUGAUGCGUGGUUAGCUUGGUGUCUCAUUAGUAACGAAGUGACACGACGGAGCGACACUUCUCCGGAGAAUAACUUUUCUAGCGAUUUGUCGAGGAAGUGAAGAGAGGGAUGCCACGUAGCAAGCGAAGAGGACCUUCCAGCACAAAUCACAAUCAUACUCCUAUUGAUAUGUCAGUAUCUGGUGCACAUGAAGAGAGUUUACCUAGGCAUCCUUCAAAACGGUUAAGACAUACCUCUAGUGCCAGACGAUAUACAAAAUCUGAUGAUGUAUCCAAUGCAUCAAUGUUCUCCCAAAAACGUUGUAUCACCUGGUUCAGAGAAUAUACCUCGCCAGAUGAUACAGACACUCUCGGACCCGAAGGAAUGGAAAAGUUUUGUGAAGAUAUUGGUGUAGAACCUGAAAAUGUAGUAAUGCUCGUUCUUGCAUAUAGAAUGAAUGCUCGCCAAAUGGGCUUCUUCACACUGAGUGAAUGGCUUAAAGGUUUCUCGGAGCUUCAGUGCGACUCGAUUAGUAAAAUACAACAGAAGCUCGAGUACCUAAGGAAUCAACUAAACGACCCACACACAUUUAAGGGAAUUUAUAGAUAUGCUUACGAUUUUGCUAGAGACAAAGAUCAACGUAGCAUGGAUAUGGACACAGCAAGAGUGAUGUUACAAUUGCUUUUGGGAAAACAUUGGCCACUGUUUACACAGUUUGCUCAGUUCCUAGAUCAAUCAAAGUACAAAGUGAUUAAUAAAGAUCAAUGGUGCAACAUAUUAGAAUUUUCACGUACCAUCAAUCAUGACUUAUCUAAUUAUGAUUUAGAUGGAGCGUGGCCAGUAAUGCUUGAUGAAUUUGUUGAAUGGUUAAAAAUUCAACGAGACGAAGGAUCAUCUUCAACAGAAGCUAGAGGCAGCUGAAACAUCAUAAGAAUAGUCCGUUGAACUAAAAACAAUUCGUUUCUUUUAUCAUAUAAUAUUCUGUAAUUAACGACAAAUUUCUGUUUAUAAAUACCAUAAUCUCGCAAUA